Umbelopsis ramanniana AG is the source of this 1255-nucleotide messenger RNA. RefSeq lists its product as uncharacterized. The transcript is spliced from 2 exons. Bases 111 to 1220 code for a protein of 369 amino acids. The record is from RefSeq and is a predicted model, not a curated record. Lineage: Eukaryota; Fungi; Mucoromycota; Umbelopsidomycetes; Umbelopsidales; Umbelopsidaceae.
GAGAAUAUCGAUGACUGCGCACGUCGGAAUAAUGAUGGGGAUGCGUAAGCUUCGUCCAUGCCUCCUGGGUGUCACUCACUUCUCAAUUGGGCCAAAAAGGAAAUUUAUCAAUGCCUCACUGGCCGGUAACACUGCUGUUCAGCCUCCGGGUUAUCAACUUUUGCAAUGGAGGACUGCUAUGUUUUGCAUACGUACUCGUCGUCGUCGAAGCCGUGACCGGAGCCGUAUUUUAUCCGAUUUUCUUUUUCUGUUCUAUAUAUUGGCCAUGUCGAUCGAUGUCGAACUGUAUAAAACAAUAUCAGAACAUGGUUAAAGUCCUCGUCUUUGGAGCUACUGGCGCUAUUGGAAAGGAAGUCGCUCGUGCAUUCUCCCGAAAUGGCCACACUGUCUAUGGCUUGACUCGAAGUGCCAAAAAGGCACACGAACUUGAGCGUGAAGAAAUCAAUGGAGUUGUUGGAGAUGUUUCAGAUCCGUCCACAUGGAAACAUCUGAUCAAGAACGUGUCUGUCAUUAUUGACACCUCCUUCGAUUACACAAAUCCCGCCGAAAAAGCCUCCAAGCUUAUCCAAGAAGUCGCUGAAGCAGUCAAGGAGUACCCAGAAAGACGAUUUACCUACAUUUACACCUCUGGUACAUGGGUCUAUGGUAAUGACGCUGGUGUUACCGUUACCGAGUCUGAUGCUGUCAAUCCCAUCCCCAUAGUGGCAUGGAGACCAGCUCUGGAGCAGCUUGUGAUCCAAAGCCAGGACUUUGAUGGUGUGGUUAUCCGUCCUGGUAUGGUCAUUGGCAAGUCUGGCUCCAUUUUUGGCAUGUUGUUCAGUGCUGUUCAAAAGGGCCAUAUCACUCUUUAUAACGAUGAGAAUACACGUAUGGCUUCUGUUCAUACAGAGGAUCUUGCUGAAAUGUACGUUGCCGCCGCGGAGAAGAUCUACGCGGCCAAAGGACAAAUCUUCAAUGUUGUGAACAGCCAAACUGAAAACACCACCGAUAUCGUCAAGGCCAUUAUCCGUUUGGUCAACCCAGAGUCUACUAUUACAUACGAAAAGCCGACCGACCCGUUCCAAACCGCACUCGGAUUGUACAGCCCUAUUUUUGAUAUCAGCAAAGCUGUGAACCUUCUGGGUUUCCAACAGAGGCACAGUGGUGCAGUGGAUGGUGUUGAAAGGUACUACAAAAGCUGGAAGGCUACAGCCACUGAGUGGGAAGAUUGCAAGAACUGAAAAAUAGCAAGAACUGUAGCAAGAACUGAGGCAAC